CUGCAGCGGCCACUCAUGGUCAUGGAUAGGCUCAGGAUCCUCGCUGCUGACGUGGCGCCCCCUCGUUAGAGCACGGAAGCUGCCACGUCGAUCGGAACGGAUAAGAUACUGCUCUCGUCCUCUCACGUUGCUUGCUCCAUCAAUGUGUCGAGCUGAGAGCCUGAGACUGAGAGAGAGCUACAGCUGCUGGUCCCGCGGAGUUGUGUGAACCAAGCUGCUGGUGGGCUACCGCCGCCGCCGCCGCCCUCCUACGCCACCUUCGCCGGCGAAGAGCGCCCGCCAGCAAUGGCAGCAAAGUGUGCUCUUUCCGCACCAUGCUUAUCGGCUCACCGACCCCUCUGCCGCAACAGGCUUGCUCCAUGCCUGCCAUCGCCAAGACCAGCAAGAGCCGUUGCUCUGAGAGUGAGUGCUGCAAAGCUUCCUCCAGGGGUUGAAGUGCCCAGGGUGCAGCCAAAGCUGAGCGAGCCCUUCUUGGGGUUCACCCAGACUGCUGAGAUCUGGAACUCCAGGGCCUGCAUGAUUGGCCUCAUCGGCACCUUCAUUGUGGAGCUGGUGCUAAACAAGGGGAUUCUUCAGAUGAUUGGGGUGGAGGUGGGCAAGGGUCUGGACCUUCCUCUUUAAUUAAUAGCCAUGGUAUUUUCAUGUGCUGGUACGGUGGUGUAUUGUUGGCCAAAGAUGAGGAUUUCACUUGCUGUCAACUACUUCCGCAAAGAUAUUUGGGAGAGUUUCAGCAGCUAUAUAUGCUUGUUAAUAACCAUUUUCAUAUGGAUAUCCGGAUGUACGUUACAAGAUCAGUAUAUUAAUGAGCUGCUUUUUUUAUACUCUGAGAAAUUAAAGCAAAGAUCAGAUA
Messenger RNA from Sorghum bicolor (sorghum), 850 nucleotides. Its product is annotated as light-harvesting complex-like protein OHP1, chloroplastic. Bases 286 to 621 code for a protein of 111 amino acids. The record is from RefSeq and is a predicted model, not a curated record. The transcript is spliced from 4 exons. Lineage: Eukaryota; Viridiplantae; Streptophyta; Magnoliopsida; Poales; Poaceae.